Podospora anserina S mat+ is the source of this 471-nucleotide messenger RNA. RefSeq lists its product as uncharacterized. Bases 1 to 471 code for a protein of 156 amino acids. The record is from RefSeq and is a predicted model, not a curated record. NCBI's taxonomy places the organism in Eukaryota, Fungi, Ascomycota, Sordariomycetes, Sordariales, Podosporaceae. The transcript has a single exon.
AUGGUGCUCAUCAACAUCGCAUACACGGCUCCGAUCAACCGGCCAGGCCAGCAUCCCGUCCUCACAACCCCGCAAGUCUGGGCCGGCCUGGUGCGCAAAGUCCGCCAUGCCCAAGAAUUCGUGCCCGUGAUCGAGUCCUGCGCCGUAGCCUCCGAGGAGACCAACGCCGCCGGCCAGCUCGUCGUCACCCGCCAUGUCAACUUUGGCCAGGCCGCCCCCGUGCCCGGGAGCGGAGGGGAGGGAGGGGAGGUCGAGGAGGUCUGCACCUUGUUCCCGCCGCACAGGGUCGACUUUGUGCAGGACGACGGCACCAGGGUGUGGAACCACGUCAGCCAGGGUCCCGGCAAGGACGGGGAGGACCUGUACCUGACCUAUGUCUUCGAGGCGAGGGACGACGCGGUCGAGGACGGCUCCCCGGACGCGGCAGCUCUCGAGGAGAGGUUCAAGACGGUGCGUGCCCAGCCUGACUGA